Microthlaspi erraticum is the source of this 369-nucleotide messenger RNA. The record is from the annotation of a GenBank genome assembly. NCBI's taxonomy places the organism in Eukaryota, Viridiplantae, Streptophyta, Magnoliopsida, Brassicales, Brassicaceae.
AUGGAGACCGAGAGCUACUAUGAUCCCGUUCACUCUCUUUGUGUUAGGGCUCAUGUCGCUCUCUGGAAUAGCCUACCUUGUUCGACACGCUUCCUGGAGGGUUCUCUAUCUCUGCACAUCCGUUCCAGCAGCUAUCCACACUUCCACAGUAUCUGCCUCUAUUUCUUCGCCUUGGAGUCUCCUCGUUGGCUUCAUCUGCAAGGUAAGAACGAAGAAGCCAUUCAAGUGCUCAAAAAGAUCUCACCUGCGAAAAGAGGUUACUUGGAAUCAGUAUCUUAUAAGCUAUCUCGAAAAGAAACCCUAGAACAAGCUCCAAACAGCUCGAUCAAGGACUUGUUUACCAGGAAAUGGGCUUUCGAAGAAUCGUAG